Molecule: messenger RNA, 1236 nt
Organism: Leishmania braziliensis MHOM/BR/75/M2904
Lineage: Eukaryota; Euglenozoa; Kinetoplastea; Trypanosomatida; Trypanosomatidae
Exons: 1
Coding region: 1-1236 (411 amino acids)
Source: RefSeq, a predicted model, not a curated record
AUGCAACAACGUGGUGUCACGGUGCGCCCGAUGAAUUUGGCGAAGAAGGUGUUCAGCGCCAAGACGGUGUGUCCUACGGCGGCGAGCCAGCUGUACGUAGCCCACGGCCUCCUCGGCAAUUCCGGCAACUGGGCAACCGCCUUGCACCACCUUGUCGAGCACCCCACUCUCCGCGACAAACUCCGUCGUGCGAUCGCGCUGGACAUGCGCAACCAUGGUAACAGUCCGCACAGCAGCGACCACACCAACGCAGCGCUUGCCUCCGAUCUCGAAGCGCUGGUGCUGCGCGAGCAGCAAGAGCUGAAGCGUACCUUUCAUGACCCAUCCUCGUGCACAACACGGCACGCAAUCUUAAUUGGGCAUAGCAUGGGCGGCUUGGCGGUGAUAGGCACGCUGCUGCGGCGGGCCAACGAGGAUCAUCUGCUGACCUCAUGGGCUGACCACUGCGACGACGGGGGUACGACGUCAUCAUCGUCCUACGGAGCGUGGCCAGCGGAGCACCGUCGUCAGUGCGCCGCUGGAAUGCGUGCCGUGCACGAGGAGUUCGACUUUGCUUCCUCGCAGCCCAUCUCCAAAGUGCUCUUCAGCAACUGCGAUGCGUCCUCAUCACCAUCAACGGACAGCGGUAUUGCCUCCCGCAUCCCACCGCUGGGCCGCAUCGCUGGUGCUGUCAUUGUGGACAUAACACCAACGAUGCGGCCCUUGGAAGAGCACAGCGGCUCUGAUAACAUCAAGGAGACACUCGAGCGCAUGACAAGGGUGCGGCUGGACGCAAUUCACAGCUACGAGGAAGUGACAGCAGAGCUGAUUCGGGUCGGUAUAGCUGACCAGGCGAUGCGCAACUUUUUGACUACGAACAUCGUGCUUGCUCCUAAAGACAUGUCGAAGCCGGCGCAGUGGAAGUGCAACCUGCCGGUCCUCGCCAGUGACUACGGCAGCUUCCUGCCAUCCAUCACAAGUUGGUUCACAUCGUCGGUAGCGACCGGGGUGCAAGCGUCCUCGGCUACCGCACCGCAGCCACCGCCGCGGGCGUGCACGCUGCCUGUAAUGUUCGUCUUUGGCAGUAAGUCACCGUACAACGAUCUGAAUUACCGCCAGCAGAUCUCACGUUUCUUCUCCAACGCAACGCAGGUGGUGGUGGACGGCGCUGGUCACUUUGUGCAUUACGAGAAGACGAAGGAGUUUGCUAACGCCGUGGCGCCGUUCAUCGCAUCUCUCAUCUCAGGCGUAAAAUGA